Molecule: messenger RNA, 3690 nt
Organism: Volvox carteri f. nagariensis
Lineage: Eukaryota; Viridiplantae; Chlorophyta; Chlorophyceae; Chlamydomonadales; Volvocaceae
Exons: 6
Coding region: 229-3690 (1153 amino acids)
Biological process (GO): mitotic DNA replication checkpoint signaling; DNA damage checkpoint signaling; DNA repair
Molecular function (GO): chromatin binding
Source: RefSeq, a predicted model, not a curated record
AUGGCUUAGAGACAAAAGUAAUCCUGAUAUUGAUCAGGAAGGUGGCACAAUUGCUUGUGCCUUUUGGGGUGUCAGGGUCAGCAUGGUGAGAAUAUUGGUGUUUGGACCUUCACGUCUAUAACAUCAUGCACCCAGACGGUUCCUGAGAGCUAUACGCUCUCUUCCCGGCAAACGAUAACCGAAAUACCCAGAUAGUCCUGGUCGUCGCCAUCCUGACGGGAGCAGACAAUGUCGAAGCGACCUCGAGCCGCGGCCGGGACCAGCGCCGGGAAAAGGACUGCGGCGGUGCCCGAGCCGGUAGAAGUGAUCAACCUGCUGAGGGACUCGUCACAAUCGGAGGACGACCCCGACGAUGCAGCUGUGCAGCAGGCGCAGCCUCCGCCGGCGACCAGGGCGACAGUGCGCCCAACCAAGCGCCUACGGCGCAUGGACGCACAGGACAAGCCGAUCCAGCAGCUGCAGCGUGACUCAGUUGCUGCCAGGGCCGGCCAAGCAUCCGCCCUACCAGUCGGACCCAAGGCCGCUCGCCGGAAGCUGCCUGCUGAGGAACCACCCGCCUCAGAGCCUGCCGCCCCCAAGCCACUGCGCCAAGGCACCCGACCCAUAGCCACCCUGCGUCCCCGCACCACGGCGCUGCCGCUGCAGACGCUAAACGUGAGUCGGCCACGCGCCGCCAGCGUGGCGACUCCCACCGCUUCCGGCGACAGCGCGCUGGCAGGGGUAUUUGCCAACGCUGGCCGUGGCGGCGCCGGCGGGGGCGCUGAGGCUAGUCCAGCGCCGUCGCCGUCUCCUUCCUUCUCGCGGCGGUCCUCUCGCCUGUCUGAGGAACCCGACUUCAUGCCCAUGCACCCAUCGCAGCCACAAUCGCAGGGUGGAACCUUCCAGCCCUCGUCUCAAAGGCAGCCGGAACCGUUGCGGCCGCAGCUGAGACAGCUCAUAUUCGCGCCGGCUCGGAACAGCGGUGACUCCGCCGCCGCCGCCGCCGCCGCUGCUGCUGCUGCUGGCAAACGAGGCACCAAACCACCAACGGCAACGAAACAUGGCUUCGAGGGGAGCGGCGGCGGCGAUGGCACGGCGGCUGCGGAGCAGCCCUCAGCUCAGAUCGCUGCGCCAGUUGGGCGAGCUUUACGGGUGCCAUCUGGGUCAGCACCAUUUUCGUCGGCAGCGCUGCCCUCCACGUCCGCGUUCCGCUCCUCACCCCCCUCCUGCGCUGCUGCCGUUGCAGCCGCCAAACCGCUUGCGGAGAUGUGGCACGAGCGUCACACGCCUCGGACCGAGGAGGACCUGGUGCAGGUGCUGCACCGUAAAAAGGUCUCGGAGGUCAAGGAGUGGCUGGAACGACAGCACCACAUGCUGACGACCCAUGGGUCGUCCCAGGGACCUACGAUACCAACGCAGCAGCAGCAGUCUUUUGCAUAUGGAACGCAGCAACAUGCAGGGCCCUCUUGGCAGUCGCGCCAGUUUAGUCAGACUUGGCCUGUUGGGGGUUUCGGAGCGGCAGCUGGUACAGUAGGAUCUAGGUUGUGGCAGGGGUCGCGGGCUCUGCCAUGCGGCCUGGCAGUGCUGAGCGGGCCGGCGGGAUGCGGCAAGAGCACCUGUCUGAGGGUCCUUGCGGAGGCGACGGGCUUUGAGGUGGUGGAGUGGACGCCGCCGGCCCCCAUGAUGUGGAACGAGUACCAGUACCAGCGGUCCGCAGCAGGUCCAGAGUACGGCGGCGGUCCGCCGGCGUCAUACCAAUCCAAACUGGACGAUUUUGAGUCCUUCGUCAGCCGCUCCAAGUACCCCUCCCUGGCGCUGACAUCAACGGGGGCAGCAGCGUUGGUUUCCGGAGAAAGCGCGUCGGGGAGAGCAGCGCCAGGCGGAAGCCAGCAAACGGGUGCUGUUACGACCCACCGGUCGGCCACAGCGCCCGGUUCCUGUGGCGGCGCGCCGCGGCCCAAGCUACUGCUUGUGGAGGACCUACCGCACACCCACGACACGGAGCGGCGGCUGCGAUUGGCAUCUGCGCUUCGGGACCUGGCGGCGACGGCGCGGGGGCCGGUGGUGCUGGUGGCGACGGAGGUGGAGGGCCAGGCCACUGGCGGCGGCGAGCGCGGCGGCGGCGGCGGCGGCGCCCCGGACGGCGGGGGUUCCAUGGGCGGCGCCAAGGGACUUCACAAGGAUAUUUUGGCGGCACUUCAAGCUGCGGGCGCGACCGCCAUCAGCUUUAAUCCUGUCACUGCCAACAACAUUGCCAAGCUGCUCAUGCGCGUGGCAGCUGCCGAGGGACAUGAACUGAUGCCGGCCACAGCGAUGGGCCUGGCGGAGGCUGCGGAUGGCGACGUGCGCAGCGCGCUGCAGGCGCUGCAGAUGAAUGCCAUGCUGCAGAAGGCCGCGCGGCGCGGCGCAACUGCGGCCAGCGGCGGCAGAGGUGGCACUAGCGGCAGCCGUCGCAGCAAGAAAGGCAACGGCAAGGUGACAGCCGCCAGUGCGACGGCGCAGCUGCGUGUGGGGCGGCAGCAGGCGCUGACGCCAGGUGAGGUGGCGCGGUUGGCGGCGGCGCAGCGCGACCUGGGGUUGCCGCUGUUCCAUGCGUUGGGCAAAUUUCUGCACAACAAGCGCUCCGCCGGCGGGAAUGCAACGCAAGGCGGGGCCGGCGGCGGGGCCGGCGAUGGUGACGGCGACAGCGAUGGCGUUUAUGAAGGUGGCGGCGGCGGCGGGAGCAAGGGCAAUAAGGAUAAGGACAGCAUGGCUUUGCGGCAGCUCAACGCCUAUUCCCUCACGAUGGGGCGUCAGUGGAAGCUGCAGCACCCGGUUCAGCUACCUGCACGGCUGCUCCGUCCGCCCAUGCGCUACGAUCCGGAGGCCAUUUUGCUGCGUUGCGGCCUGGAGGCGCCCGUACUGCUGUCCUUCCUCCACGAGAACUACCUGGGCUUUGUGGGCGGGGAGGCGAAGGGCGCGGUUGAGGACAUGACGACGGUGGCGACCUUCCUCAGCGACAGUGCUGUCCUGUGCGGCCAGUCCCGCUCCGCCUCCGCUACUGCCGCUACCACCGCCGGCGGCGGCACCAGCCUGUGGCUUGAGGACUCGCCCGCUGCCGCCAACCUCUCCUCCGCGAUUGCUGCCUCCGUCGCUGCACGCGGCCUGAUGUACGGCAAUACGCACCCAGUAGCACACAAGUUCAAUCCCAUACGGGCCCCGGCCAGCUCUGCCAUCGACCAGGCCGCAGCCGCCAACCGACUGCAGCUGCGCGCCGCGGCGUGCCGCUUGGCGGCGGCAACUGCUGGCCCCGCCGGCGCCGACUUCGGCUCCGCCACGUCUGGCUCGGCGUUAUUUGGCGGCAGCAGCGCCUCGCAGCUGGUCUCAGCGGUGAUACCAUGGCUACGCGCGUUGGUCCAGAUAUCGCCGUACCACGCAGUAUGGAUUGCGCCGCUGCUGCCCUGCAAUUGGAGCUAUUAUUGGAAUGGCGCCGUGACGGAGGGCGCAUUCCUUCGGCACGUAACAACACUGCCGCCACCGCUGCAGCAGCAGCAAUGCCAGCAGCAAGUUGGAAGGUGGGAAAGUGGCGGUGGGGUUGGGGGUGUGGCUGGAGGAAGAGAUGGUUGGCGAGGAGGAAGUGUCCAGCCGGGGGCUGGUGGCGGUGGAGAUGGGGCGGUAGAAGGCAUGUUAGAGCAGCUGGGCAUUGAGGACGAGGACCCGAUUGAGGGUUAA